Molecule: messenger RNA, 2824 nt
Organism: Mastomys coucha (southern multimammate mouse)
Lineage: Eukaryota; Metazoa; Chordata; Mammalia; Rodentia; Muridae
Gene: Phactr1
Product: phosphatase and actin regulator 1
Exons: 15
Coding region: 204-2153 (649 amino acids)
Biological process (GO): cell motility; stress fiber assembly
Molecular function (GO): actin binding
Source: RefSeq, a predicted model, not a curated record
UCCAGUCAGUGGACAGAAUACAUUAUUCAUCACUGAUCUAAUCAGAUAAUCAAAACUGUUUACUUUCGCUGGGAAUAUUUAAUAAGAUCAAAGCCAGCUGAUUGAAACUGCUCAUUUGGACUAUCGGCGGUCUUGGUCUUACAUAUUUUUUUACAAGAUCUAAGUGAUUGCCUUCUCUCAAAGUCCUGUUUUGAACACUGAAGAUGGAUUAUCCCAAAAUGGAUUAUUUUCUGGACGUUGAGUCUGCUCACAGACUCUUGGAUGUGGAAUCGGCACAGAGGUUCUUCUACAGCCAAGGAGCUCAAGCUCGCCGGGCGACCCUGCUCCUGCCUCCCACAUUAAUGGCGGCUUCUUCGGAGGAUGACAUAGACCGGCGGCCCAUCAGAAGAGUCCGCUCCAAGAGCGACACACCAUAUCUCGCAGAGGCCAGGAUCUCCUUUAACCUGGGGGCAGCUGAGGAAGUGGAGAGGCUGGCAGCCAUGCGUUCCGACUCGCUGGUCCCAGGUACGCACACUCCACCCAUCCGGAGGAGGAGUAAGUUUGCCAACCUGGGAAGGAUUUUCAAGCCCUGGAAAUGGAGGAAGAAGAAAAGUGAAAAGUUCAAGCACACAUCAGCAGCUCUGGAAAGGAAGAUAUCGAUGAGGCAGAGCAGAGAAGAACUGAUCAAGCGAGGGGUCUUGAAGGAGAUCUAUGAUAAAGAUGGAGAACUCUCCAUAUCAAAUGAAGAUGACUCCCUGGAGAACGGGCAGUCCCUGAGCUCCAGCCAACUCUCUUUGCCUGCUCUGUCGGAAAUGGAGCCUGUCCCAAUGCCCAGGGACCCCUGCUCUUAUGAGGUGCUCCAAGCUUCAGACAUUAUGGAUGGACCAGUGUCUGAAGAGAGUCCCUCUGCCAGUGAGUCUGGAGUCCUCCUGUCCCAAGAUCCUUCAGCCAAACCAGUUCUGUUCCUGCCCCCCAAAAAAUCUUCUGCUUUCCCUGGAGACCGUGAGGAGACCCCAGUGAAGCAGUUGCCCCUUCACAAACAGCCCCCGGCCCUGCCUCCCAAACCCACUGCCCGGAUUGCCAACCACUUAACAGAUCCUGGCGCCCCUGUGAAAUUGCCUUGUCUGCCAGUGAAACUGUCGCCUCCGCUACCUCCAAAGAAAGUCUUGAUCUGUAUGCCCGUAGGGGGGCCAGAGCUCUCCCUGGCAUCCUACGCAGCCCAGAAGAGCAGCCAGCAGGCCGUGGCCCAGCAUCACCACACCGUCUUGCCAUCCCAGAUGCAGCACCAGAUGCAGUAUGGCAGCCACGGCCAGCAUCUCCCAUCCUCCACGGGCACCUUGCCCAUGCACCCCUCGGGCUGCAGGAUGAUCGAUGAGCUGAAUAAGACACUUGCUAUGACCAUGCAGAGGCUGGAAAGCUCCGAGCAACGAGUCCCCUGUUCCACUUCUUACCAUAGCUCUGGUUUGCACUCAAGCGACAGCAUCACAAAAGCAGGACCCAUGGGCCUUCCAGAAAUAAGACAAGUGCCAACUGUUGUGAUUGAAUGCGACGACAAUAAGGAAAAUGUGCCUCAUGAACCCGACUAUGAAGACUCGUCCUGCCUGUAUGCCCGGGAAGAGGAGGAAGAGGAGGAGGAUGAAGAUGAUGAUGCAUCCUUGUACACCAGCUCACUAGCCAUGAAGGUCUGCAGGAAGGACUCCUUAGCCAUCAAACUCAGCAACAGGCCCUCUAAGCGAGAGCUAGAAGAAAAGAACAUCCUCCCCAGGCAGACCGAUGAAGAACGGCUGGAGCUCAGACAGCAGAUUGGCACCAAGCUCACCAGGCGGCUGAGCCAGAGACCAACUGCAGAGGAACUGGAGCAGAGGAACAUUCUGAAGCCUCGGAAUGAACAAGAAGAGCAGGAGGAGAAGCGGGAAAUCAAGAGGAGGCUGACUCGAAAGCUCAGCCAAAGGCCCACGGUGGAAGAACUCCGGGAGAGAAAGAUCCUUAUCCGAUUCAGUGACUAUGUGGAGGUGGCAGAUGCCCAAGACUAUGACCGAAGGGCAGACAAGCCAUGGACCCGCCUCACCGCUGCAGACAAAGCUGCCAUUCGGAAGGAACUCAAUGAGUUUAAAAGUACCGAAAUGGAAGUCCACGAGUUAAGUAGACACUUAACCAGGUUUCAUCGACCUUAACAGUGGGAUUACUCUUCAGUGCUCUGCUGUCUUCAAAACAUAAAUUUUUAAGAACCAUAAGUGCUGGCGUCUGUCCACUUCCCCGUUACCAUGUAAAUCCGAACUGCCUUUUUUUUAAAAAAAAGAAAAAAGAAAGAAAGAAAAGAAAAAAGAAGAAGGAGAAGAAGAAGAAGAAGAAGAAGAAGAAGAAGAAGAAGAAGAAGAAGAAGAAGAAGAAGAAGAAGAAGAAGAAGAAGAAGAAGAAGAGAAAGGAAACACAAUUGGGAUUCUGUGUGCAAGAACACCAUGGCGAGCACUCCUCAGAGCUGCUGGCACCCCUUCUGCUACAGAAAGGUGUCCUGGCCCCCAUCAGGGACCGACCUGAGGAUUGUCCAGAAACAGCCUCAUCCCCUCCAUCCAGACCCAGCAAGCACCACAUUGGUUCAGUCUUCGGUGAACCCCUUCCUCACAAGGGACUGUUGCCUGAGUCCAAAGAAGCCAAGGGCUUGGUUUGGGAAUGGCUAGGUGAAAGUCAUAAUCCAGCUGCCCUUCUAGACUCGGCCAGACACAUGGGCUCCAGAUGGGGUAUCUACUUUGUGGACCCUUAAGAGGGGGAUGCUGGGAAGGGGGUGAUGACCUCUCAGUCCCCCACCUCACACACACAUAUACACACACACGAACAUGUGUAUACA